Neocloeon triangulifer is the source of this 591-nucleotide messenger RNA. RefSeq lists its product as uncharacterized. The transcript is spliced from 3 exons. NCBI's taxonomy places the organism in Eukaryota, Metazoa, Arthropoda, Insecta, Ephemeroptera, Baetidae. The coding region runs from base 50 to 412 and encodes 120 amino acids. The record is from RefSeq and is a predicted model, not a curated record.
CGCUUCAGUGCUUCUUUGACAGUGUGACCAGUAAGCUUGAAUAAUCAAAAUGCUGAAGCUUUUACUUCUUCUGCUGGUUGCCCAGCCUAUAUUGAGCGCCAAAGAUGAUACACAGAAGCCACCAAGCCCUUAUGGAAUUUUGCCACAGCCCCUGGACCUUGAGGAGUGUGGUACCGGUCUGCAAUCGUGCAAGGAUUUUGUGAACCAAUGCAACACUAGCAACAAUCCUACUGAAUUGGCCAAAUGCUCCUGUGGCAGAAAUGUUUGCUACAAAUUGGAGUGCAACAAGAGGACCAAAGCGAUCGUUGAUAAUACUCCACGCCUAUCAAAUGGCAGGAAGACGUCGAUUGACGGAACCUACUUGGCUGACUAUUGCUUCACCCGCGAGAAAAUCUUCAAGCACAAGAAUUAAAGCGCAAAAAGAAAGCUGCAAGUAAUCGCCCUUGUAUCGUUGAUAACAUGGGAUUAAAAAUACAUGACAUUGCGUUUGUAAAAGCGCUAUACUGUUUAACAGAUCAAAUAAUGCCUCUGUCUCAAAUGACUCUUCUUGAAAUAAAUUUUGCCAACAAUAAAAAAUGAGAGUGAAAAAUA